Molecule: messenger RNA, 230 nt
Organism: Arabidopsis thaliana (thale cress)
Lineage: Eukaryota; Viridiplantae; Streptophyta; Magnoliopsida; Brassicales; Brassicaceae
Product: P-loop containing nucleoside triphosphate hydrolases superfamily protein
Exons: 2
Coding region: 39-230 (63 amino acids)
Molecular function (GO): formate-tetrahydrofolate ligase activity; ATP binding
Source: RefSeq, marked reviewed
AUUGAAAAUUGCUCAUACAGGCACAUAAACAGAUUGAGAUGUACACACAACAAGGCUUCUCGAAUCUUCCCAUAUGCAUGUCGAAAACGCAGUACUCAUUCUCACAUGAUACAUCAAAGAAAAGAGCACCUUCAGGGUUUGUAUUGCCAAUUCGGGAUGUUAGAGGAAGCAUUGGAGCUGGUUUCAUAUACACUACAAAAAAAACCGUAAAUCCUCUAGCGGGAAUGUAA